Molecule: messenger RNA, 2275 nt
Organism: Mauremys reevesii (Reeves's turtle)
Lineage: Eukaryota; Metazoa; Chordata; Testudines; Geoemydidae
Gene: ANKRD65
Product: ankyrin repeat domain 65
Exons: 7
Coding region: 1009-2250 (413 amino acids)
Biological process (GO): protein localization to ciliary inversin compartment
Cellular component (GO): ciliary inversin compartment; cytoplasm; nucleus
Molecular function (GO): protein binding
Source: RefSeq, a predicted model, not a curated record
CCUGCACAUGCUGAGACCACCAGCAACACUGACUGGCAAGUCAGCCAGGAGUCACAUCCUAGCGCUGCACCUAGCCACUGAGAAACUGACACAGGCAAAGGGUUAAUGGAUGAUACGAGUAUCCACUGUGCCUCUCCAUUUGUCUUGCCCUGCGCACCAACGUGCUUCAGCUUACACCUGGAAGGAGCUUGCUGUGCUGAGAAGGUGAAUUUAAUAUCCAAGCCCAUCCACUCCUGGGUCUCUCCGACUGCCAGCCAGGUGGACAAGCCGUGCCCAUUCGGAGGAUGUCUUUAGUGACACAGAUCCCUGUCUUUUAUGAAUGGCAGGGAGACUCCCUGAAGCAUUCCACAUAAGACCACAUGACAUGGCUGCUCCUCAUUCUCACCCUUAGCCCGAGGCUCACCAUGGUCCAGCUCUCUGCUCACAGCCCAUCUCUGGAACUUUGUCCCUGAUUAUUCAAUGGACUCUCUGCAAUACUCAGUGGAAAGGGCCAGAUUCUUGCUCAGCACAGAACCUGAAGCGAGGGGGAUAUGGACAGAUGGAUAACGAAAGUGGCUAAAAGCGGUCUUUUCACUCACCUGAUCCAGGAAGCAUAUCGAGGCCAGUUCAGAACCCUGGACACACAUACCAAUGCUGCUUCUGCAAUAGACCCAGACAGUGAACCUGACCGGUCAGAUUUUGCACAUGAUGAACUCGAGAGGCCACAAACUCCACUGCAGGUGCACAAACCCCUGUACUGAAGGAUGUGCACAUUGGAAAUACCUGACUUUGAAGACUGACCGCUUCACUCCUUGGUUGAAUUUUUCUUUUUGAAUACAUGCCAGUGGGCCGGCACCGAGGAACCACCCAGCGAUAACCAAAGCUUGCAAAGGCUGCCACUCCGGAAGCAACCCUGCAGUAACAAACCGGGGUGUGAAGUCUCACACUGAGCAACAACACUGCCAUAACAAGUUGUGCGUACAGCCGCGCCCGCCGGAGCCACCCUACGCACGUGACUGUGGCAGGAAAAUGAUUGGCAUGAGAGCAGAGGCCGAGUUCCUGAGGAGGUGGAUGGAGCUGAGUGAGGAGAUGAGCCUGGAAGGAGAGUCGAUGGGGAACAGCUCUGAAUCUGGCAUUCAGCUCCUGGAGAAUAACUCACCAUCUGCCCCUGUGCACCAGGACUGGAGAGAGCUUCACCUGGCAGCUUGGGAUGGCAACGCCCACCUUAUGAAGCAGCUACUGCGGCAGGGGGCAGCGAUAGAGAGCAGGGAUGAGAAUGGAUGGACGCCCUUACACAGUGCCACGCUGAAGGGGUCCAUCAUGCUGGUGAAGUUCCUGGUGCAGCGCGGAGCCGUGGUCCAUGCCACGGACCGGGCACACUACACCCCGCUGCACCAUGCCUCUUGGAGCGGCCAUACCCAAGUGGCUGAGUUUCUCCUGGCUCGGGGAUCCCCAGCAUCAGCCGUGACUAAAGGGGGCCUCACCCCACUUCACUGUGCAGCAGCCAGCGGUCACACCCUCAUUGUGCAGUUGCUCCUACGACAAGGCACAGAUCCUGCCAGCGGGGACAACAACCGGUGGACGGUACUGCACUGGGCAACUGUGAACAGCCAGCUGCAUAUUAUGGACUUGCUGAUUUGCCAGGGUCUCUCCCCAGACCUGGGCAGUAAUGGAGGCAUCACAGCACUGCACAUCGCGGCAGAGACGGGAAGAAGUGAUGCUCUAAGGUUCUUGCUAGCCAAGGGUGCCAACAUCAAUGCUCAGGAUGGGCUGGGGAGAACAGCACUUGCCAUUGCAUCCAAUAAUGGCAAUCAAGAGAUUACAGAACUGUUGCUGAAAAGCAAAGCUGAUGUGAACUUGAAGGACCACUACGGCUGCACGGCACUCCACAAGGCAGCAGCUGCGGGACACUUGGCCCUCGUCCACCUGCUGAUAAAGACAGGCGCUGUUGCCAACAUUAGGGACUGUCUGAAUCUGACUCCGCUUCACAGAGCUGCCUGCUGUGGGCACAGCGAGGUAGCCAGUUACCUUCUGGACCAUGGAGCUGAGAUCAGUGCAGCUGGCUGGCUAAACAAAACCCCGCUGCACUUGGCUGUGGAAAAAAAUCACUUCCUUUUAAUGGAGCUGCUGCUGGGGAAGGGGGCAAGUCCGUCCCUCAGAACUCGCUGGCAUGAAACGGCACAGGAUCUAGCAUCAGACAGGGUCCUUCCUGCGGGCACUCCAUCCACUUCCCAGGAGAAGACGACGAGCUGCAAUCCGGACCUGAACUAGAUCCCAACUCAAGUACAGUUAGCUG